This is a messenger RNA of Cyprinodon tularosa, 2332 nucleotides long. RefSeq names its product interferon-induced protein 44-like. The coding region runs from base 1 to 1578 and encodes 525 amino acids. The transcript has 10 exons. NCBI's taxonomy places the organism in Eukaryota, Metazoa, Chordata, Actinopteri, Cyprinodontiformes, Cyprinodontidae. The record is from RefSeq and is a predicted model, not a curated record.
AUGCACUCCUACGGCCUAUGCUUGCAGCAAGCAUACCAGACACAGCAGUACACUGAGGAGAUCUUGAUUUUCAUAAGGAAGCAUCCAGGCGUUCUUCUGAAAGACACGUUUAGUCCAUCUGAUACUCGGGAAGAUGACCUGGCAGGCACUUCUACCCCAGCAGCUGCUCAACCCCACUUGAAGCAAGCUAGGAUCACACCAGCGUUCAAUGUGUCACAGGAACGUGUAAACAAGCUGGUAUUAAAUUUUGUGGUUGAUGAUGUGCAGUGCUUUUCAGUGGUGGAGCAGCCAUCAUUCCGCAAGCUGGUUCAAGGUCUCAGUGGUGGAAUAAAAACAAUGUGUCGAAAGACUUUAAUGCAGCGGAUUGAUGAAGAGUUUUCCAUAAUGAAGCAAUCUGUUAUGUCUAAACUCAUUGAUGUGGAGAGUGUCUGCACCACAGCAGACAUCUGGUCAGCCCAAAACUGUAGCUACUUUGGAGUUACAUGUCAAUGGAUAGACAAACACACAUUAGAGAGGUGUUCUGCUGCUUUGGCCUGCACCCGCCUUAAAGGUCGACACACAUAUGACGCAGUUGCAUCUAAACUGAACGAAAUCCAUGCAGAAUACAAAAUUCAGACCAAAGUCCGAUCCACUGUCACUGACAAUGGCAGUAAUUUUGUAAAGGCGUUUUAUGGUGUUAGUGAGGAGGAAGAUGAUGGUGGUCUACCUAUCAGAGACCCAGAAGAUUCUGCUCAGGUGAAAGAGUCACCACUUCUAGAUAAACCAUGGAGGGAACUACAUUGGAGUGAAAAACACCAGGAUCUUCAAUAUAUUCAAGAAUACAAACCUGAAAAAGAUGACAUCAGGUACCUUCGAGUGCUUCUUUAUGGACCCGUUGGCGCUGGGAAGUCCAGUUUCAUCAACUCUGUCAGUAACGUCAUUCGAGGUCGAAUGACAAUUCCUGCUUUGGCCAGUGCAACCACAUCUGACAAAAGUUUCACCAAAAGGUAUGAAACUCAUAAAUUCAAUAGAGGACGAGGAAGCUCGAAGACAUUUUACCCUUUGGUCUUCAGCGACAUCAUGGGUCUGGAAGAAGGGGAAAUACAAGGAGUUCAUGCAAGUGACAUUAAGCUGGCUUUGGAAGGACAUGUAAAGGAAGGCCACAAGUUCAACCCAGUAGGUCCUCUAUCUGAAGAUGACCCAGGCUACAACCCGACACCCUCUGCUGAUGACAGAGUUCAUGUCUUGGUCUGCGUGAUGUCUGCCAACGCUGCACAGAUUAAAAAGUCAGUUCUAGAAAAAAUGAAGAGUGUCAGAGAAACAGCCAGUGAUCUGGGAAAUCCUCAAAUGGCCAUAAUGACACGCAUUGAUGAAGCCUGCGAAGAAACUGAAAAAAACUUGAGAAAUGUGUACAAAAGCAAGCACCUAAAGAAAAAGAUGAAAGAUUUCAGUGCAGCAGUGGGAAUCCCAAUGAACUGUAUCUUUCCUGUGAAGAACUACAGUGCCGAAAUCAACAUGAACGAUGAUAUUGAUACUUUGAUUCUGAGUGCCCUGAGGAAAAUGAUCGACUUUGGAGAUGACUUCAUUGAAAAGAAUUAAAAUGGGCUUCAGAAGACACAUUGUGUCUGCUUUACUCUUGCUACUAUUUUUCAGAAGAAGCUGCAGCUAGCUAGCUUCCUUAUGUUUCUGAGUACCGGUAGUCGUCAUAUUCUGCACUUCCAGUUAGCUGGGUGCCUAUGUACAGAAAAAUUUACUCCAUUUUUAUUCCAUUUUAUUUAUUUAUUUGGAGAGAAAUUGCUGUUUCAUAAAGUUUUCUUUCUGCUUAGCCAGGUAGCAGCAGGUAUGGUUGGAGGUGCAGCAGCCAGAACACGACAAGAGGCUACUGUAUAUAUAUUAUAUACAGUAGCCUCUCUAUUAUAUACAGUUAAUUAUAUGUAUAAUUCUCUUCUUGUUAAUAUUAGCUAAUCUUGCGAAAUUCUGUGUUUUAUUGAGGAUUGCAUUCUCUUUAUUAACCUCUGUAUAUCCACAUUUUAAUGCAUCAUCAUUCCCUUCCUCAAGUCAUCCCAUUGGAAAUGGAAGAUUACAUACGGGCAGUGGAAAUGCUCCACCUGUCCGAUCACCUAGAUCGAGAAUAGAAGGAAGAGCUGAGGGAACCAUUGUUGUUCCUUUUUACCUUAGAUAAGGAUUAUGAGGGAUUUUGCCAAGAAAUUAUGGAUGUUAAGCAAAUACAGAUCUAUUCUGUCUUUGAACUUGAACCCCUACAAAUAUUCUGUCAUGGUCUGUCUUUUGUUCCCUCUGUGUAUGGGAGAAUUAUCCUGCCAUAAUGCAAGAGCACAUAAUUUUAAUUUGAAAA